AUGUCUCUCUACCAUGAGGCGGCGGAGAUAUUGACUUCUUCUUCGACAGAGGGCGGUAGCUUGAAGUCUCGGGUCUUCAAGAAGAAGAACAUCAAGUCGUCGCCGAACCAGCUCUACGCACUUGUCCUGGAGACGAGUAAAUGGAGCCCGGUCCUCAAGGAGGUUGUCGAAUCGGCAGAACUACUCAAGCAUGAGCGCAAGCUCACCCCUACGCUAUCCAUACUCUUGGUCCAUGAUUUGCUCCUAGCUAAGGGCGGCAUUGCUCUACCUCAAAGCCAUGGCCUUCGAGCCAGCAUUGAGAGACACAAAGGACGGUUGACGUCGGAGCUUACGAGGGCGAGAUUGCGCCGCAAAGCGGCAUCCCUGGAUGCUCUGAGGCAGCAAAUCGACAAGGCCAGCGCACCUGAAGAGGCCAACUACCCGCGGUGGGUGCGCAUCAAUGCGCUGAAAAGCAGCAUCGAGGACCAGCUGGAGACCACGUUUGCAAAAUACCACAGGGCCGUCAGCGUCCAGGAAGUCGUCAGCAAGCCGGGCAAACACCUUUACAUCGACCCGCAUGUGCCCAACCUGGUAGCGGUCACCUCGGGGACGGAUCUGACCAAGACUAAGGCGUAUUCAACCGGCGAGAUCAUCCUCCAGGACAAGGCAUCGUGCUUUCCGGCUUACCUGCUGGACCCUCGGUCUGAGGAUGGCGACGUGAUAGAUGCUUGUGCUGCGCCAGGCAACAAAACUACGCAUUUGGCCUCCAUCAUCCACGACCACAGACCCGAGUUUGAGUCUCCGCCACAGACGAUAUACGCAUUUGAGAAGGAUCCGAGGCGCGCGCAGACCCUGGAGAAAAUGGUCGGCAUUGCCGGCUCCAAGAAAAUGACCCGGAUUGCCCUUGGUCAAGACUUCUUGCAGGUCGACCCCAAUGCUGAGCGGUUCAACGAGGUUGGGGCCUUGCUUCUCGACCCGAGCUGCUCGGGAAGCGGCAUCGUGGGUCGAGAUUUCAUGCCAGAGCUGCACCUACCUGAGCUCCUAGCGUCACAGGGGAAGGGCAAAGCCAGUGGCAGCACGAGCAAGGGGAAGAGAAAACACGACCAAAUGGCCGAGCAGUCCCAGAACAUUAUUCGCGACGACGACGGAAACGAGGUGUUACUCAAGUCCGAGAAAGACAUGGAAGCGCGGCUCCAGUCGCUGUCAUCUUUCCAGCUGACGCUGCUACUGCACGCUUUCCGGUUCCCCGGGGCGAGAAAGGUUACGUACUCGACAUGCUCGGUUCACUCGCAGGAGAACGAGAAUGUUGUGAUGAAGGCUCUCGGAUCUGACAUUGCCCGGGAACGGGGUUGGCGAAUCCUGCCCCGAGAAAGCCAGGUCACGGGCAUGAAGGACUGGCCGGUGCGAGGCCUGGUCGAAGCGUGCGAGGGCGACAAAGUGAUUGCUGACGGAUGCAUCCGGUCGUACAAGGAUGAUGGCCGCGGCGUCAUGGGCUUCUUCGUCGCAGGAUUCGUCCGAGAGGGCGCCGACACGUUGGAUCCGGCGGGCGGUGCCGAGCAAGAUGGGCCGUAUCUGCGCGACGAGGACGGUCGGAUCAUACGAGAUGUGCUCGGAAUGCCCGUAUCAAAGGCCACGGGCGAGCCAAUCUCUCUCGUGGCGCGAGAUGAGGCUGGCAGGGAUAAUGCGCAGACGCAGAGCGAUGGAGCCAGCGAGGAGUCCGCCGAGAGCUCGUCCGGAGGUUCGAGCGAUGACAAGGGGCAGGCUAGCGACGACGACACGGAUGAAUGGGAGGGUCUCGGGGACUAG
Molecule: messenger RNA, 1785 nt
Organism: Purpureocillium lilacinum
Lineage: Eukaryota; Fungi; Ascomycota; Sordariomycetes; Hypocreales; Ophiocordycipitaceae
Biological process (GO): rRNA base methylation
Cellular component (GO): nucleolus
Molecular function (GO): RNA methyltransferase activity
Source: RefSeq, a predicted model, not a curated record